Messenger RNA from Bolinopsis microptera, 1924 nucleotides. RefSeq names its product tudor domain-containing protein 1-like. NCBI's taxonomy places the organism in Eukaryota, Metazoa, Ctenophora, Tentaculata, Lobata, Bolinopsidae. Bases 11 to 1924 code for a protein of 637 amino acids. Gene Ontology annotation, molecular function: RNA binding. The transcript is spliced from 16 exons. The record is from RefSeq and is a predicted model, not a curated record.
GUAUCAGAUAAUGAGAGGUGGUGGUUUCCAUAACAGUUUGCGUGGUAAGGGUCCAAGUAGUUUAACACGACCAGUAGACAAGACCAACCAACAAUCCUCCAACAACAAUGAGAAUGAUAGAAACAACAAAAAUAGGUUUCCGCCUUCAUCAAUCUCUCCAAAGAAAGAUCUCAGAGGUAGAGAUGGUUCCAACUGGUCUUCUUUUCAGAACAGUGGAGCUUCAGCGUGCGAACAGGCUCCUGACAGUGGUCCACGAACUGACAUGGACUCUUGGGAUCCUCUCAGGGAUGAUUUCAAGAACAAUAAAUUCUCAGACCGGGAUUUCAAACGGGGUGGUAACAAUGAUCCCUCAGUGCACGUGUCCCAAAUCCCCCCUCAAAUAAACGAGGACGGGUUGAGGAACUUGUUUGUGGACAAGUUACCCCACUUCAAGCCUACUCGAGUGAGUGUUCCUUCUAUGAAAGAGGGACACAAAACUAAGAUUGGGUUUGUGCACUACCAGACACUGGAUCAAUGUCAGGAAGCUAUCAGACUGAUGAGUGGGCAUCCUUUAGGUUCUUCAUUCCUCCGUGUGCACCUAGGCAAGAAAUUCCUGAACAUGAAACAGGGAGGAGACAACUUAAGGAAUGGAGGGGACAACUUAAGGAAUGGAGGGGACAACUUCAGGAAUGGAGGAGACAACUUCAGGAAUGGGGGAGACAACUUCAGGAAUGGAGGGGACAACUUCAGGAAUGGAGGGGACAAUUUCAGGAGCAGGGGGUCAGAGAUGAGCCCAAACCGAACAAACGGCCGCAGUCCUAAAGGAAGUGUUAGCAGUGUCAGUCGGAGAGCGAGUCCUGGUAUCUUCUCAACCAGAGCAGACGUCCUCAAUGGAGGAAACCAGACGUCUGUAAAACUCAGUGAGCCAGUUGAUAAAACGUUCUGUGCGAAGUGCAAGAUGCCGGCCACAAAUGCUUGUGGACCUUGCGAAGGUCUGACCUUUUAUUGCGGAUCAACAUGCCAGAUGGCAGAUUGGCCUGCUCACCAGUUGAUAUGUGUAGGAAGUAUUGGGAGUAAACCCAACCAGCAACAUAAGGAUAUUCAGCAAAACGGUCCCUCCAUUCCACGUGCUCCAAUUAGUCCAGAACCGAUCAAGCCACUAAAAAUGACGUCCUUACCGAAGAUUUCAAUCCCAGAUAGUUGCAAGUGUUUGUGGGUGUCGGGAUGCUCCCCACUUCAGUUCCACGUGCAGCUUACAGAUAACCAGGAGGUUAUAGAGAACAUUAUAGAGACUAUGUACAGUUUGUGUCCUGAACAACCCGCUCCCUCUCACUUUAAACCAGAAGUGGGUGAUGUUAUCUCAGCCCUGUAUAACGACGGUAACUGGUACAGAGCCGAAGUUCUGACUACUGGCGAAGAUAAGAUUAAAGUGAGGAUGUUUGACUUCGCGACGGAGGACGAGGUCAGGGUACAGGAUAUAAGACCCACCGCUCACCUGGUGCACGUGAUGCCCCAGGCUGUGCCGUGCCGUUUACACGACUUGCUGGUCCCAAACGAGCACUCAGAGCAGGUCCUGCAGUUCUUCUCCAGUCACCUGCAGCAGAGUGGGAGUGAGCUGAAACUUAGUAAAGUAGACGAGGUGGACGGGGUGUUUAGAGUUAAUCUUACUCUGGUAUCGGGGGAGGAUCUUGGAGAUUUGAUGGUCGCUAAUGGACAUGCGUCUCGUGCAAGCGGACCCAAGAAAAACCCUUAUAUUAGUAUAGAUGACACAAGGGACCAGAUUGUACUAGACAAGGCUUAUCCUGCUAAUGUGUCCUACAUAACUAACCUUAAAGAGUGUUACGAGAACAAAGCUGAGGGUGACGAGGAAGCAGAAGGUGAAGAGGUACUAGACCUCUGUGACGUUGUAACAGUGGGACAGUUCUUAUCCUCAUCGGUUGUUUGA